Molecule: messenger RNA, 3543 nt
Organism: Dichotomopilus funicola
Lineage: Eukaryota; Fungi; Ascomycota; Sordariomycetes; Sordariales; Chaetomiaceae
Product: phosphatidylserine decarboxylase-domain-containing protein
Exons: 4
Coding region: 1-3543 (1180 amino acids)
Biological process (GO): phospholipid biosynthetic process
Molecular function (GO): phosphatidylserine decarboxylase activity; calcium ion binding
Source: RefSeq, a predicted model, not a curated record
AUGGUUCGCAUUAUCCCCAACCGCUUGAAGCCCAGCUUCUCCAACAACAGCAACACUCCAAACGCCAAUUCCACCGCCAACAGCCGAAGCACAAGCCCAAUGGGGUCCAAGGGAGACAUCGCAAGCCCUGAGGGGCGCAAAGACACCGGCCUGGUCCUGAAUGUUGUUAUUAUGCGGGCCAGGAACCUCGCUGCCAAGGAUAGGGGGGGCACAUCAGACCCAUACCUCGUCUUGACGCUUGGCGACUCGAAGCACAUCACGCACACCGAAUCCAAGACACUCAACCCCGAGUGGAACGAACAAUGCGAGCUGCCCGUCAGCGGCGUCCAGAGCCUGCUCCUUGACGUGUGCGCCUGGGACAAGGACCGCUUCGGGAAGGACUACCUCGGCGAGUUCGACCUAGCGCUCGAGGAGAUAUUUGCCGAUGAGAAGACCGAGCAGGUGCCCCGAUGGUACCCCCUCAAAAGCAAGAAGCCCGGGAAGAAGACAAGCAUCGUCUCGGGCGAGGUCCUGCUGCAGUUUACUAUAUUCGACAGCACCAACCCGCAGGCCACCAACGGCCAGAUCUACGAAAAGUUCACCACCCUUGUGAGGUCAGCCCCGGGCGCCGAUGGUUCGCGGAACCCUACGCCGUCGCGGACUCCAGUGCUGGGGCCGACCGCCGCCAAGGGCAAGACCCCGUCGCCUUCUCCGCCGCUGGGGGGAAGGCGGGCGGACGAACCUGACGAGGACGAUGAGUACGACGUGUACGACGACGAGACACCCGAGGACGAGGAUCCCAGCAAACCCGGAGCGGCCGAGAAGAGGCGCAGGAAGCUGCGGAUCAGCGGUCUGAAGCGCAAGAAGAGGGAGAACCCUUACGAGUUUGUCAAUAGCGGCAGUGACGUGGUGGGCAUCAUCUUCCUCGAGAUCGGCAACAUCACCGACCUGCCGCCAGAGUCCAACUUGACCAAAACCAGCUUCGACAUGGACCCCUUCGUCGUCGCCUCGCUGGGCAAGAAGACGUACCGCACCAAGACGAUCCGCCACAAUCUGAACCCAGUUUACCACGAGAAGAUGAUCUUCCAGAUCCUCGGCCACGAGCAGCAGUACAGCUUCUCCUUCACCGUCAUUGACCACGACAAGUACUCGGGCAACGACUUCAUCGCGUCGGUCAACUUCCCCGUCAAGGAACUCAUUGAGAAGGCGCCCAAGGCCGACCCGGAGACGGGGCUGUACAACCUGAAAGACGUGCCGGACUUCUCGGCGCCCGCCCAGCGGCCCCGCUUCAUGCGGCUGGGCCUGUCGCGCACUUCGUCGUCCCAGAGCCUCAGCAAGCUAACCCGGCCGGGCCUGUCCAAGAGCCCGUCCGCGGCCACAACGGCCACGAUGGCGGCCGCCACCCCUGCGGCCACGCCGGGCACCGAGGGCAUUCCCGAAAACGCCCAGCCAGCGGCCCCCAGCCCAGGCUACCUCCAGCCCACGGACAACGCCGUGGCCGCGGCGGCUUCUUCCCUAGGCGAGACAACCCCGCCUGACGGCGAUGACCCUGAUUUCCUGCCGUACACGCUCCCGCUCAAGAUGAAGAAUCAGGAGAAGUGGGAGGCCAAGCACAACCCGCAGCUGUUUGUGCGCGCCAAGUACAUGCCGUACCCGGCGCUCCGGCAGCAGUUCUGGCGGUCGAUGCUGAAGCAGUACGACACGGACGAGAGCGGGCGCAUCAGCAAGGUCGAGCUGACCACGAUGCUCGAUACGCUGGGCUCGACGUUACGCGAGUCGACCAUUGAUAGCUUCUUCACGCGGUUCCCUCAUAAAGCGACCGACAAUGAUGACGCUGAGGACCUGACCAUGGACGAGGCUGUUAUUUGCCUUGAGGAUCAGCUGGAGUCCCGGUCGCGGCCCCAGGGUGUGGCUGAGCGCGUGAAGAAUUUGCUGCCGGAUGCUGACAAGGUCAAGCAGUUGCUUGUGCCCAAGGUAGGAGGGAGUGCUAGUGCGACUGGGUCUGAAGGGGCAAACACGGCUUCAGCAGCAGUAGCAGAAAGCGCGCAGACCAGUUCCGAGUCUCAGGCAACCGAGUCAUCCACCAUCUCGGUGCCCGAGCUUAGCACGCCCGGCGAGGAGGGCGAUCUGCUGGACCGCGACGACCUGAACAUCAGCACGGGCGAGGAACACGUGGUUGAGAUUCGGGAAUGCCCCAUCUGCCACCAGCCGCGGCUCAACAAGCGUAAGGACGCCGACAUCAUCACGCACAUCGCAACGUGCGCGAGCCAAGACUGGCGGCAGGUCAACAACCUCAUGAUGGGCGGGUUCGUCACGUCCAGCCAGGCGCAGCGCAAGUGGUACUCCAAGGUCAUCACCAAGAUCUCGUACGGCGGCUACAAGCUGGGCGCCAACUCGGCCAACAUCCUGGUGCAGGACCGCCUGACGGGCCAGAUCAACGAGGAAAAGAUGAGCGUGUACGUCCGCCUGGGCAUCCGGCUGCUGUACAAGGGCCUCAAGUCCAACAACAUGGAGACCAAGCGCAUCCGCAAGCUGCUCAAGAGCCUCAGCAUCAAGCAGGGCAAGAAAUACGACGACCCGGCCUCCAAAGCCGAAAUCCCCAAGUUCAUCGCCUUCCACGGCCUCGACCUGUCCGAGGUGCGCCUCCCCCUGCAGGACUUCAAGAACUUCAACGAGUUCUUCUACCGCGCCCUCAAGCCCGGCGCCCGCCCCUGUUCCGCCCCGGACAACUCCCGCAUCAUCGUCUCGCCGGCCGACUGCCGCUCCGUCGUCUUCAACCGCAUCGACAUCGCCACCAACGUCUGGAUCAAAGGCCGCGAGUUCAGCAUCAAGCGCCUACUCGGCGACGCCUACCCAGAAGACGUAGCCCGCUACGAAAGCGGCGGCGGCCUGGGAAUCUUCCGCCUCGCCCCGCAAGACUACCAUCGCUUCCACAUCCCCGUCGACGGCGUCCUCCGCGCCCCCAAGAUCAUCGCCGGCGAGUACUACACCGUCAAUCCCAUGGCCAUCCGGUCGGCGUUGGAUGUGUACGGCGAGAAUGUGCGCGUGCUGUGCCCCAUCGACACGGUUGAUUUUGGACGGGUCAUGGUGAUUUGUGUGGGUGCCAUGAUGGUCGGCAGCACGGUGAUCACGCGCAACGAGGGCGAGACGGUGCGUCGUGGUGAGGAACUGGGGUAUUUCAAGUUUGGCGGGAGCACCAUUGUGCUGCUGUUUGAGAGCGGCAAGAUGGUGUUUGACGAUGAUUUGGUUGAUAACUCCAAUGGCGCUCUCGAGACUCUCAUCCGCGUCGGCAUGUCCGUAGGCCACGCCCCCGACGAACCCAUGUGGACCCCGGACAUGCGCAAAGACGAAACCCAAAUCACCGAUGCCGACAAGGCCGAGGCGAAGCGCCGUAUUCAGGGCCAGGUUGCCGAGGAGGAAUCGUCGUCCCCCGACGAAGGGGACGAUGCGGAGGGGUAUGGUUAUGGCAAUGAGAAUGACAAUGAUGAGGGCGGCGGACUGCGGUUGCCUGUGCGGGGGGCUGCUGCGCUUAAGGUGCCGCCUGUUGCUUCGCUGGUUCCGUAG